Molecule: messenger RNA, 1781 nt
Organism: Lasiosphaeria miniovina
Lineage: Eukaryota; Fungi; Ascomycota; Sordariomycetes; Sordariales; Lasiosphaeriaceae
Product: UAA transporter family-domain-containing protein
Exons: 3
Coding region: 283-1563 (426 amino acids)
Biological process (GO): UDP-galactose transmembrane transport
Cellular component (GO): Golgi membrane; endoplasmic reticulum membrane
Molecular function (GO): UDP-glucose transmembrane transporter activity; UDP-galactose transmembrane transporter activity
Source: RefSeq, a predicted model, not a curated record
CUGUCCGUCUGACGAUCAAGACAACUCACUCACUUUUGCUGUCUCUCCUGCCUAGGGUACUAAGGCCUAAGACAUGUCGUUGAACAACAAGCGGUCGAUUGUCAAUUGGUAGAUCUUAGGCAUUCCCUGCUGCUCAUUCAUUUCAUUUCCUAUUUCAAUUCCAUUUCACACGUUUAGAAGGUGGAGGUGAGGGCGGCGUAUAAGUACGAAGUACAUACGCGGCAGUACAAAGAUACAUUCGGCCACAAACACUUGAACCUUAAAUUCGCGUAUAGGCUCGACAUGGCUCGCUCAAAGCAGGCGACGCCCAUCCGGCGCGAGCUAUCCUCGGAUUACUCGAGCAAGCUCGACCGUGUCCCGCAGCAGAGCAGAGAAGCAGUCGGGAAGGGCAAUGGCCAUGUGUCGUUGUCGACAACGACAACAACGACGACGUCAACUGCCAAGGUGCCACCGCCAUCCGCCAAGAAGGAGGCCGGCAUCGUCACGCUGUUUAUUGACGUCGCUGGUAUCUACGCCUCCUUCCUGACGUGGGCAUAUCUCCAAGAGAAGCUCACAACAACAACCUACGGUGCCGAUGGCGAACGCUUCAAGUUCUCCGUCUUCCUAUUGACGAUCCAGUCGCUAUUCGCUGCGGCCGGCGGCAAGAUCUUCACCGUGCUCAGCACGCCGCGCGGCCAGCCGGUGCCGUCCAUGAUCCCGAACGGCAAGAUCCUGCCGCCGCUGCUCCUCGUCGCCUUCACCAACGCGCUGGCCGCGCCCUUUGGCUAUGCCGCCCUCGCCCACAUCGACUACAUCACCUUCAUCCUAGCCAAGAGCUGCAAGCUGCUGCCCGUCAUGUUCCUACACAUCACCGUCUUCCGCCGCCGCUACCCCCUGUACAAGUACCUCGUCGUGGCCGCCGUCACCCUAGGCGUCGCCGUCUUCACCCUGCACUCGGGCAGCAAGAAGCACCGCCUGGCCAACCACAGCGGCCAGACCGCCUGGGGCAUGCUGCUCCUCGGCGUCAACCUGCUCUUCGACGGCCUGACCAACAGCACCCAGGACUACAUCUUCUCCACCUUCCAGCCCUACACGGGCCCCCAGAUGAUGAUGGCCAACAACCUGCUGUCCUCGGCCCUCACCGGUAGCUACCUGCUGCUCAGCCCCUGGCUGGUCCACACCCCCUUCGGCCAGUGGUUCAACAUGGCCGCCACCGGCGGCGCCGGCGAGCUGGCCUCGGCCCUCGCCUUUCUCGGCCGCCACCCGGCCGUCUGGCGUGACGUCCUGGGCUUUGCCCUGUGCGGAUGCGUCGGCCAAGUGUUUAUUUUCCACACGUUAUCGACCUUCUCGUCGGUGCUCCUCGUGACCGUCACCGUGACGCGUAAGAUGUUCACCAUGAUCCUUAGCGUUCUCGCCUUUGGCCACCGCCUGUCCAGCAUGCAGUGGCUCGGCGUCGGGCUCGUGUUUGGCGGCAUCGGCGUCGAGGGCGGCAUCGCCCGGCGCGAGAAGCUGGCUAGGGAGGCUGCCAAGAAGAAGGCUUCCGCUGCUGCUGCCGCCGCUGCUGGGGGGAAGAAAAAGGCGUAGUCCUAGUGCUCUGUUGCGCGUGCGUGUGGUACGAGGUAGUUUAAAAAAAGAAAAGAGAGAAAAAGGGUGUAGUCUUCUCGCGCACGGCAAGGCACGUAGAUAGAGGCCAGGUCUUGAUUAUCCUCUCUCUUUGGGUUUCUCGUAUUUUGUAGAUAUGUAAUAGUUACGGAUUGAAAUAGAAAGUGAAUAGAUAUUCUAUGACCAUAACCUCGAAAGUC